GGGGGAUCCAUCCAUGGUGAUGAUGGGGCAGCUGGGGAAGCUGGUGGACGGGCUCAGGCCCAAGAUGCGGGCCGGUGGCGGCGGGAAGAAGAAGGCGGCGGCGGCAUACCAGCAGAUGGGCAAGACGGACAGCAUGAGGGUGGAGAUCAAGAGCCGGCAGGCCCAGAAGCUCAUCGCCAAGAACCUCGUCGCCGCCGACUCCAUGGGCCGCCGCAGGAGCAGGAACAAGCGCUUCUUCCUCGCCUUCUGAUCACCAGAGCUAGCUGUUCGUCUUCUUCUUCUUCUUCCUCUUCUUCACAAAGAAGAGCUGUCCUGCCCUAUGUCCUAAGUCCUAACCCGUGAAGUUUAGUGCUAGCUAGCAUAUGCAUACGGUUGCAUAUAGUGGAUGUAAAGAAAGCAAACAACAAAGCCCUCCGGCCGCUACCACCCGUAACCCCACACAGUUGGUGAUAUGUAUCUAUCUAUCUCUAUCUCACCCGUGAACUUGCUCUUCCAUUUAGCUGUCAAAGAACUUCAACCAUUGCAAACUGGGAUCAACGUACGUUUGUUCGGUUAAAUUGUACUCCUUCUGUAAAGAAAUAUAAAA
Messenger RNA from Triticum aestivum (bread wheat), 586 nucleotides. RefSeq lists its product as uncharacterized. The coding region runs from base 14 to 250 and encodes 78 amino acids. The record is from RefSeq and is a predicted model, not a curated record. The transcript has a single exon. NCBI's taxonomy places the organism in Eukaryota, Viridiplantae, Streptophyta, Magnoliopsida, Poales, Poaceae.